ACGCCUCUCAUUCGAGCUGAAGUGGAGGGAUUUCUGUGUGUUUGCAGAGCGGUGGCCAAGCUAACAAGCUAGCAGUGCAAAGAUAACUUAUCUGCAACUACCCUGCACUUCUUCACAAGCAAGUCAGCUCCGAGGAGGUGAGGACUUUGCUAUCGAUCGAGACGCCAAUAACGCAAAGAAUAGUGACUCACAAAAUGGAUUUAGAAGACGACACAACUGUGUUAACAACCUUGAAGUCCUUCAACUCCUUCAUCAGUCGCCCUGAACAUCCACAGCGGCUGUCAGAUCACUCAGCAGGGAGUGGGAACCUGCAGAGUCAGUACAAACGCAGCAUGGAGCUGUUGGAAGCAGCAGAGCAGGUUUACUCAAAGAAUCGCUACCUCCAGUUGGACCAGGAGAAAAAGCAGAUGGAGAUGAGUCACAAACGAGCUCGAUUUGAACUGGAGAAGGCUGCUUCUGACAGUGCACGAGACUUGGAGCAUGAGAUUGACCGGAACCAGGAACUCUUGGGACGAAUAAAAAAGUUGGAGGAGAGAGAGACUGAGGCAGCUAAGAACCUAUCAGAGCAGGUGGAGGCAAAUCGUGCUCUCCGUAAAAACCUGGAGGGCCUCAACAAGAAACUGGAGGAGCGAGAUUCUAGACUUAAUACUGCUAACCAGACUGUCAGUUCUUUGAAGGAUGAGAUCAGAGAGCUCAAGCAGAAAAUUCAAAACAAAGACUCGACAAUUUCUACUCAAACCCUGGAAAACCAGGAACUGCAGGAACAACUAGACUUACAACGCAGGAAGUAUCAGGAAGUGUCUCAGGUUUGCCAGAAUCUUCAAGCUGCCCAGUCCUCCUGCUCAGAGCACAUCAUCAAGAUCAAGGAGUUGGAGAGACGUCUUGCCCUCCAGGAGCAAGACAUCGCCAUUGUGAAGACUGUUAAGUCGGAGGUGGCCAGGGUUCCAGAUCUGGAGAAGGAGUUGAAGCGCCUCAGAGAUGAUAAUGCCUUUCUCAGGGAGAGCAGGGAGAAUUGCAGCCUGCUGAAAGAGGAGGUGGAGGGGCUGAGGAGGAAGCUGGAGAGGAUGGAGAAAACCAAAGAGGAGCUGGUCAAUAUGGAGCUGGACAAAGAGAGGCUGGCUGAGAAGCUUCAAGCCUGGGAAAACCUGGGGCAGUCUACUGGACUCAACAUAAGGAAACCAGAGGAUCUGUCCAGGGAGGUGAUUCAGAUCCAGCAGAGGGAAAUUGCUCUGAAAGAGCAGAACUACACACUCAACAGCCGUGUGAGGAGUGUGGAGCGCUCACAGACUGAGCUCCGUGCAGAGCUGUCCCAGCAGCGCAGCAAGACUCUGGAGGAGCAGAAGAAGAGGGAGUCACAGGACGCUCUUGUCCGUCGACUACAAAAGAGAGUGUUGUUAUUAACAAAGGAGCGUGAUGGAAUGCGGGCUAUACUAGAGUCCUAUGACAGUGAGCUGGCGCCUACAGAGUACUCUCCUCAGCUUAGUAAACGGCUCAGAGAGGCAGAGGAUGUACUGCAGAAGACACAGAACCACAAUGCAGAGAUGGAGGCCCAGCUGACCAAAGCGCAGGAAGAGACAGGGACACUCAGACUGCAGCUACAAACGGUGGAGCUGGAGCUGGAUUCUCUAAAGAAGCAGCAGGCCUCUGCUGCUGACAGCAGCUCUUUAGCGACCAAGGAAGAGGUCAGCAUACUCAGACAGAAAAUUGAAGAUUUAGAAGCAGAGCGGCAGCGUUUGGAGGAGCAGAACAAUGUUCUGGAAAUGAGACUGGAGAGACACAACCUACAGGGGGACUAUGAUCCAGUCAAAACCAGAGUUCUUCACCUCAAAAUGAACCCCACUGCUGUUGCCAAGCAACAGCGCCAGCAGGAAGUGGAGGCUCUUCGGGAGGAAGUGACACAUCUCAGGGAACUUGUGCGCUCGCUGCAGGAUGGUGGAUCUCUAGUCCAUUCUCAAGAUGACUCCAGCAUGCACAGCUCCAGCCUCGGCCUCAGUUUGCCACCAUCAAAAGAGAUUCUAGAUUUACGUAAGCAGAUGGAGAGUUCUGAGCUCAGGAACCAGAGGCUGAAGGAGGUGUUUCAGAGGAAAAUCCAGGAAUUCCGCACAGUCUGCUACGUCCUGACUGGCUAUCAGAUAGAUAUCACAACUGAGAACCAAUACAGGCUCACGUCAGUGUAUGCAGAGCACAUGGACGACUCCUUGCUCUUCAAAAAGGGCUCCAAUGGAAGCAUGCAGCUCAUGGAGACAGAAUUCUCCAAAACUCUUGGAGAGAUGGUGGCCCUUCAUCUGCAUCACCAGAAGAGCAUCCCGGCGUUCCUCUCUGCGGUGACCCUUGACCUCUUCAGCAGACAGACCACUAUCUGAAGUAAUCUGACACCAUCUCAAACACAGGGGUGUAGAAUAUAAGUUUGGGAUUAAUUUUGAUUUUAAUUUUCUAUACAUCUUUUUGCUCCGUCCUUUGCCUUUUUUCCUGUCUCAUAAGAUAUUCACAAAGUGUUCAGAAAAGUGCUUCACAACAGCUCUGACAUAUGAGUAGUGCAGUCGGUGCUGUGUUGUGGGGGAUGAACGUCUUGUUUGAUGCAAUACUUCCAUCUUGCAUUCAAAAGGCUAAGAAAACAGCUUGGUAUCCCUAUUUGUAUGCUGAAUAUUUCAUCAAUGAGUCUUUGAGAAAUACAUUUUUUCUUAACAAGACUAAGUUGUCAUGAAAAUAACACACAAAAGCCACUGAUAUUUGAAUGUGAAGCGGAUUUUUAUAGUGGUAACUUUGAUUAAUACAUAGUGUGGAAGCAUUUGUGUGGUUUUCUGCAGUAGUUGUGUUUUGCGUGGUCUUAACCAAAGCUGAGUCUUUAUUGACUCUUAUUCUGCCUUUUGUGUCCUCUCUCUGGGGGCCUCAUAUAAAAAGGUUUUACACAGAUGUUUUGUGGCUACAACUACCCUAAGCCAGUCCAAAGACUGUCUUAUUACCAUUUUGUUCCUUUUUCUCAUUCAUGUCCAGGGAUAGCAAAAUUUUAAGUAUUUGCUGUAGUUAUGUGUGACAUAGAUACUGUCUACCUGUCUCUCUUAGGUCCUUCUGUUAGAAGAAGCAGGAAGGGAGAAGGUAAAACAUCUUAGAGGAAAAUAGAGAUAAAAUCCAACCUUGACUUCUUCUGACCACAUUCAAAAUUCACACAACCACUUGAAAGUUGGAAAAAAAUCAAUAUUUGUUCUGUAAUAAUCUCACAAAAUUUCAAAGUUCACACUGUGCAAGUGCAACAAAGUGUGCCAUGUACUCAGAUAGGGAUCAUAGGGAUAAUCAUGAAAUAGUGUGUGGAAUAAUUUUGAACAUCAUAGAUGGAAAAAUCAUGAGUAUAUAAGGUAAGUACAAGGCUGUCUGCUGCCUUUUAAAAAUACAGCUGCUUUACAUAGAGAUUAACACAACAACAAACAACAGGAGUUGCCUUGUCAUUCAAGUGAAGCAGUGGAGGCACUGUGAUUAAGAGGAAACACUCUAAAUUAAUUCCAACAAAUAACAUGUUCGUUCUCUCUCUUCUUUUAUACAUCUGUUUUUGUCUGCCGCUCAUCUGCUUCAUAGAAAUGCUAAUAGACAUCUUUGUGUCAUGAAGUAGGGACGGAAUAAAGAAAGCACUCACAGGGCAAACACCAGCAAUGCUUUAAUGUUUAAAAUUUAAACAUCUGUUGAAACUUAAAUUUCACAGAAAAUACAAUUAGAGUUAAGUGUAACCUUUAUAACACAGAAAUAAGUUGUAGGAUAUGAAUUUUGUUUUGAUGAACUAUAAAUUAUUCUUGUUUUGAAUUUAGUUAAUGAUGGUGCCUGUGUGUAUUUGCGCGAGUACAAAAGCGAGACAAGUUAAGGGAAAUUUCUUGGCAGCAAUAAAGAGAAAUGGCAGAAAUAAACAUGGGGUGAAGAGGGAAGCUAGGGAGCAAUCCAAUAAAACUGAGAACCGAAAGGAAGUGAACUGAGAAUAAAGCCACUUAUCACAGCAACAAUAUAAGAACUCCAGCUGGUGCAUGCCAUAUGUCUCAUGAGAAAACAUAUUCUCCUGUACAGCACAUGCCACAUACUGUCCUUGUUAUUUUUCCUCUUUUUUUCCACACACUUUCAUUUUCACAACACAGCACAUCUACUGCACACCUGACUGCUCUCACCUAGAGGUCAUAUUUUAGAGUGUUUCAUAUAUUGUAGUGCCGCAUACAAUGCUCUCCUUCAGCAGUGUGAGAUGCACCUUGGCUUUAUAGUCCCCAUUCGAUAAGAAUGACUGUAUUCUCUUUUCUUUUGUAAACUUUGGUAUGUAAAUGGUAAUCAAUAAAGCAUAUGUCUGACUGUGA
Lates calcarifer (barramundi perch) is the source of this 4325-nucleotide messenger RNA. It is a transcript of the gene mad1l1, whose product is annotated as mitotic arrest deficient 1 like 1. The record is from RefSeq and is a predicted model, not a curated record. Lineage: Eukaryota; Metazoa; Chordata; Actinopteri; Centropomidae. Gene Ontology annotation, cellular component: kinetochore; mitotic spindle; nuclear envelope. The transcript has 18 exons. Gene Ontology annotation, biological process: attachment of mitotic spindle microtubules to kinetochore; mitotic spindle assembly checkpoint signaling. The coding region runs from base 195 to 2363 and encodes 722 amino acids.